Caenorhabditis briggsae is the source of this 174-nucleotide messenger RNA. Bases 1 to 174 code for a protein of 57 amino acids. The record is from RefSeq and is a predicted model, not a curated record. The transcript has a single exon. NCBI's taxonomy places the organism in Eukaryota, Metazoa, Nematoda, Chromadorea, Rhabditida, Rhabditidae.
AUGAAAAGAUUGAAAUCAAAUCGUCACUUACACAAAGUAAAGAAACCAAUACUAAAACAAAUUACGGAACGCGAAAAGAGAUCGUCACGAUUCACUGAAAACAGGUUUAAAGGAGAGAGAGGACAGGUGCAGAAACAAUUUGGAAAAGAAAAACGGAAAGAAAAUAGUGAAUAG